AAAAAGCGGAGUGGAGCGGACAUCAUUCCUCCGGCAGCGUCUUCCGAGCAGACACGAAGAGGACGAGACAAGCAGAGACAACACUCACUAACAGGAAUAUACCGUCCACGUUCAAAUCAAACAAUGGCCGACACCGCUGUUACCAAGACCGCCGCCCCUGAGGUUACAGCCAAGGAGCUGAAGGAGAAGAAAGAAGUCAAAGUGGUGGAGGAGGAGAAGGAGGAAGAGAAGACGAAGAAGACGGACAACGGGGACGCACCUGCCAAUGGAACAAAUGGAGCUGCUCACAGUGACAAAGUGAAGGAACCAAAAGAAGUGGAGGAGGAGGAUGAUGAUGAUGAUGAGGAGGAGGAGGAAGAAGAAGAGGAACACAAAAAUGGAGAUGCCAAAGCAGAAGAGGCGCCCCCUGCUGAGAAGACCGAUGCACAGCCUGUGAAGCGUGCAGCUGAUGAGAAGGAGGAAAAGGUGGAGACUAAAAAACAGAAGACGGAGGAAAAUGGCGACUCAAAAGAAGCAGAAGUGAAGGCUUAGAUUUUCGCUCUGUGUUUGCGGCACUGUCUUACCGGCCUGGUCAACAUCGCGUUGUAGAGCUUGUGCUUCUCUGUAUCUAUGAGAGAGAUUUCUUUUCGUUUGCUCCCAUGUUAUCACAUUGCACUGGAGUCCUGAAACAUAGUGGCCCUGCAUCAUUUUUUAUGAAAUGUUAUUUAUUGGUCUUUAAAAUGAGCUUUUUUUCUACUUGUAAAAUUGGGCCACACCAUGAGAUCAGUUCUUUUUUAUUUUGAGGUUUUAUAUCAGUAUGUGAGAAGCACAAUCUCUGUCAGUGCUGACCAGAUGAUUCAUACAUUCAGGCAGCUGCUCACCUCCAAGGCUCAUGUUGACCUCUCAGAUUCACAUAAAGGACCAAAGAUGAGUUUUAAGCAGGGGCUAAUGGACACUUGUUAGCAUUAUUAGUUGAGGCAUACUAUUUUUGUGUUGAGCUGCUAAUUAAUCCUUAGCUCGGCUGCCCUGUCAACACAACAGAUGGUGCAAAUGAAUAAAGGGGCUGUGUCUUGCACCUCCAUGAUAAGGCUGCUUGUUUUAUGGAGGCAGGAGUUUUGCAAUGUUAAUUAACCCCUCUUAAAUCUUCAAGCUUUGGUCAUUGUUCUGUAUGCAUUCCACGCAAGUUUGUACCAUUUAUACUUUGUUUUUUCUUACAUCUUCAACGAGUUAUGUUAUGGCUGAGUAUCCCAGUUUUUGUGUCCAGGACUGCCUUUUUCAGAAACAGAAUGACAUUUGGUUACUUCAGCCACUGCUUUGUAUAUUCUGAUUAACAAAUAAAUUGUCUUUUUACUUAAGUAAA
Limanda limanda (common dab) is the source of this 1339-nucleotide messenger RNA. Its product is annotated as prothymosin alpha. The transcript is spliced from 5 exons. NCBI's taxonomy places the organism in Eukaryota, Metazoa, Chordata, Actinopteri, Pleuronectiformes, Pleuronectidae. The coding region runs from base 124 to 531 and encodes 135 amino acids. The record is from RefSeq and is a predicted model, not a curated record.